AUGGCCGCCGCCACCAGCGACCACCUCUCCGGCCUCCCCGACGACCUCCUCCGGCACAUCAUCUCCUUGCUCUCUGCCAAGGAAGGCGCCGCCACCGCCGUGCUCUCGCGGCGUUGGCGUCCGCUGUGGCGCCAGGCGGGCACCGUCAACCUGGACACGGAGCCCUACUUGUACCCGGCAGCGUACAGAGGCAACAACUUCCCGGAGCACAGGCGGAGCGCAUUCGUCGGCCACGCGCUGGCCGCCCUCGCCGCGUGCGAGAGCCCGAGGGUCCUGAGCCUUCGCCUCGUGUCGGAGGAGAUCGAGGGAGGCGCUGCCGAGGAGAGGUGUGCCGGUGUGGUCGACGCCGUCCUGGACGCCCCGGCGGCGGCGCGCGUCGAGGAGCUCCGCGUCCGCUGCGCCGUCUCGUGGCUCUGCGAGCACGGCAGCUGCGAGCGCUCGAGCUCCAGCGGAACGUGGCGGCUGCGGCUCGGAUCCCUGCCCUGCGCCGCGGCCACGCUCCGCGUUCUGCACGCCAACGACGUCGGCGUCGAACGCCUCGGCGACGGCGACGGCGGCGUCGUCCUCCCGCUCCUGGAGGAGAUGCGGCUGGUGAAAGCCACCGUGUCACCGGAGACGCUCCAGGGCGUGAUCGACGCCGCGCCGAGGCUCGCCAACCUGUGGCUCGAGAGGAUCAGCUUCAGGAGCAACGACGGCAGCCGGGGCGUCUACCUCGCUGACGGCUUCCGCCUCCAGCUCUGA
Molecule: messenger RNA, 741 nt
Organism: Oryza sativa Japonica Group (Japanese rice)
Lineage: Eukaryota; Viridiplantae; Streptophyta; Magnoliopsida; Poales; Poaceae
Product: F-box protein At3g59000
Molecular function (GO): protein binding
Source: RefSeq, a predicted model, not a curated record